CCUAGCUAUAAUCACACACACACACACACACAUGCGAUUGAUGGACAGCGGCUGCCCGGCUGCCUGCUUUUCUUCCCAUCACUCAUCGAUCAUUCACACCAGCCCUCUUCUGAGGCUCUCGGCGAGCUUCACAUGCGACAAAUACUGUUCCCCGCUCCCUCCUGCAUCCAACACCAGCACCAGACUCCUGAACGAAGGCACACACACACACACAAAGACAAACACACAGACAAAUGGCCACACACACCGACAGAGAUUGUGUGGAAUGGUCUCACCCACCUAACCACCCAGAGAAAAUAGGCCGUUAGAGGCAGGAACACGAGGCAUAAGAGGACGGUUGUGAAGGUGAAGGCAAUCCAGAGGUGCGUCGACAGCACCCCGUUGACCAUGGCCUGUGUCUCGGAGUGGUGCUGCUCGCCCGCCUUGCCUUCCACCUCGCCCUUCUCAACCAUCGAUGCCACCACGGCUAUGAGGACCAAAGGCAGCAGCAGCUCCACGAAGCUGCCACAGACGUACAGCCAGUAGAACACCUGACAGGCAAAGAAAAAGGACGAUGGCCGGCCAUCAAAACAGAGAAAACGCGCCUUCUCUCUCUCGGACCUUUGUCCCGAGCGUGUGUCUCUUGUAGCAGGCCCAGCAUCCCAUCACACCGGUGACGAGCAGUAGGGCUGCCAGGGGGGCGUACACAUACAGCGGGUGUUGGAAGGCCUGCAGGAAGCCCCCCAGGGCGCAUAGGCCCGCCACCACUGCCCCGCCCAAACGGAGAUUGAAGACGCAGAACAGUUUGCCCACUGGAUAGCGGGCGGCCAGCUGGACACACACGCACGGGCACACACACAUUCGGAUACACAAGCAAUUUGUCUCCCUCUCUGGACCUACCAGAUGGACGGCGGCAAACAGGCCUCCAGUUGCCAGUGCAGCGAUGACGCUGACGAGUGUGGCCACUUUUGACGACAGCUCUCGCCCCUUGACAGCCGUGUCGGGCGGCGGUGCGGCACCCUUUGGCUCACUGCAGUCGAUGGCACACAGCUCGCGGACCGUAUCCUUCCACUCAGCCAGCACCAGGCUGCCAAUCGCCUGUAUGCAGACAUACAGGCGACAAAGAUGUGAGGAAUGGCGUCUGACGAAAGUACGUCUUCGGUGCAGCAGCCCGCUGUGCUGAAGUAGUUUUCGGCCUCGCCCAGGAGCGCCCCUGACGGCGACACCUUCACGUUGACAUGCGCACAGUAGCAUGACGCCUCGGCACUGAUGUUCUCUGAAUCGUGAGAAGGCACAUCCAUACCCCAACAAUUAUGGCCCAACGAGCCACCGUGCGUGUGUGUGACACUGUGUGUGUUUGUCUCACGAGCGUGGACAGUGCAGUUGCGGUAAUCGGCAGCCCCUUCAUCGCCGAUCCUAUCCACCACAGCUGCACCAACACAACACCCACACCAUUAUCAUCUCCCAUGCUUUACUUCUCGUUCCCUCUGACCCUUAUGGAACUGGGGGAUGCACUGCUCAAUCAGCGGCGGCAACACCGUCCCGGCCGGCACCCCAGCAGCCAUGACAUCAGCCGGGCUCUGUUCCAGAAGAGACCUCCCAACACGCCCAUGGUGACGAUGGUGACGCCGGGCCUUGUGUGAGUGUGUCCCCUUCUGCCCCUGCACCCCCGUCGUCAUGAGUGCAGUCAGCAGGGCGUGCACCGCCAAAGGGCUCGGUGAGAUCUCCUCCUCUGGACGAGCAAGGGAUGGCCGCGGCUCCAUUUGUUGAAUGAAGCCAGCCACAAGACGAAGAACGGGCGCAUCGAGGAUAGUGGGCAGGGUGAUGGCGUCCGCCGUCAAGACAUGGCGCCAUUUGAAUGCUGCUGUGUGGGCAUCCGGCGGCUGGAUGAGCGGUGCGAGAGGUGCCUUGAAGGACGCGUCGAACACAUCGGCUGCAAUGAUGAUUGAGCUGCUGUGGUGGCCUUGGGCAGCUGUAAUGAUGAGGGCGCUGGUGAACAACAGAAGCCGAAGAUGGGGCAUUGCCGAG
This is a messenger RNA of Vitrella brassicaformis, 2007 nucleotides long. The record is from the annotation of a GenBank genome assembly. Lineage: Eukaryota; Vitrellaceae.